AUGGCGUCCCGAAUGCAGGCCGUGAAGUCUGUGACGCGAACGAUGAUACCGCGAAUCAAGCCUAACGUGGAGAUGGGCAUGAACAUGAGCCAGAAGAACGACAAGGCAGCCCUGGCCCUGAUCAACCCCGUCAAGGAAGUUGGGCCAAAGUAUCCGCCAGGAGGCCACGCCUACGCGUGGGGCGUCACUUGGACCGGCCACUCUGACAAGUUUGGCAACCAGGAGGCGCCCUUCGUGGACUGGGAGGAGGUCGGCAAGGCUUUCAAGGUGUGGGAGAACUUUGGGCGCGGUGUGUCCAUGGGCUACUUGCAGGGGACCUUUGCCCUCCUUGGCGAGGUGGCUUCCUCAAAGCUCCCCACAAAAGGUCACUGA
Messenger RNA from Symbiodinium natans, 372 nucleotides. The record is from the annotation of a GenBank genome assembly. Lineage: Eukaryota; Dinophyceae; Suessiales; Symbiodiniaceae.